CAUAAUUACCUAAUCUAACGUCAUAUUUGAUUACAAUACAGAGACGAUAGUCAUUUUUCCAUAAUUUAAAAUCAACAAAUUCAAAAUGAGAGAACACCGUCGCAUUCUCUCAUCGUUAGAUGAAAUCACCAACACCACUUUACAAGUUGUCAAAAUUCUGGGCACACAACUCGGGAUUUCAUAAAAAGCAUUAACUAUAAAAUAUACGGUAAAAAUAUCGCCACACAUAUGUUUUUAUUAACAAUUGACAAAUUGGAAUAUCUUCAAUGUUGGUGUGUACGCAAUUUGGCCGUUAAAUAGAUAUAUGUAGUAAAUGUCGAUAUUGAAAAAGAAUGAACAAAUUGAUGGCUUUGUGAAAAAAUACAAAACCCAAGUGGAGAGUGAAGUUGUGUGUGCCGACGAAGAAAAUAAGUGACAAGUAAAAAUACAGCUUUUUGCGAAUUACUGGUUGGUUGGUUGAAUUUCUAUAUAUUUUGUUUUAUUGUUGCUACUUCUCAGUGGUAAAAGCGAAGAAGGCCAUAUUGUAGCCAGCGACAGCAACAAACGAAAGGUUUUGCAAGUGAAUUUGUGGAGCAGCAACUGCUGAUAUCAGAAAUUUACUCAUUUCCAGAAUUGGUCAUUGAUUACGAGGUUUACGUUGCAAAGUCGACGUGGAGAGGAGAGUACGACGGAAGACGACGAAUAUAAAACAGAACUGAGGCGCUGGUGGUGUGAUAAUGACAGAUGUUUCCGUAGUUUCUAAAGUACCCGGCAACGACAAUGAAAAUGACAAUGACCCGGAGAUGAAAGGUUGGCUUCUUAAGUGGACCAAUUAUUUAAAGGGUUACCAAAAACGCUGGUUCGUAUUAUCUAAAGGUGUUCUCAGCUAUUAUCGUAGUCAGGGCGAAAUGAGUCAUACAUGUCGAGGAACAAUUUCAUUGCACGGUGCCCUCAUCCACACCGUGGACUCGUGCACUUUUGUCGUCUCCAACGGCGGUACUCAAACAUUUCACAUAAAGACUGCCGGUGAAGUUGAGCGGCAAUCGUGGGUCACUGCUUUAGAAUUGGCCAAAGUAAAGGCCAUACGGGCUAUGGAAAGUGAAGAGGAGGAGGAAGAGAAGACCUUCCAAGUUGUGCCCAGCCAAGAGAUCACAACAGUCGUACGCGACUUAACCGAUCGUUUGGAGAGUCUACGCACCUGUUACGAUUUGAUAAACAAACACGGCGUCGCUCUACAGGGGGCUCUCAAUGAAUUGCGAUCGAUAAAUCUUGCUGCGAGCGAUGAAGAGACGGUUGUCAGUCGUAUUAAAAUCGUGAAUGAACGCGCAACACUCUUUCGCAUAACAUCCAAAGCAAUGAUAAAUGCAUGCAAUGAUUACUUACGCUCCGCUGAGUCGCAAGGUCACAAGUGGUCAAAGGCGUUGCAGCAUGAACGAGAGAGUCGUCAGCGUUUGGAAGAAAUGGUCGAACAAUUGGCAAAACAGCACACACAAUUGGAGCAGGCCGCCCAUCUUGUACAGCAUAACAAGGUUGUGCCUAAUCCACCAUUGGCGGCACCCCAAAUCAUGGACUCCUCCAUGACCCAGUCUAAUUUUGUUUCGGAUGAUGAGACAGAGUUUUUCGAUGCCGAAGGCUCAUCAAAUUUAAUGCAAGACGAGUCCAAUGAGGACAGUCCACAAAACGGCUCAGAUGGAGGAGCAUUUAUUCUUCAAAUGCCCCACAGCCAUAAACAGAUGCAAGCUGAACAGUUUAGUUGUAGUAGCAGUUCAUCGGAAGCCGAUCUUUCAUCUAUUCGGAAAUUACCGCAGCAGGUCUGCGUGUUGGAUAAUCAGAAACCUAUGGACACACCCGAUCGAGCAGCACCAACUGGCGGCUCGGAUCAUAACGCCCAAGUUCCUUCAGGCAGUAAUCCAUCCCCUAAUAAUUCAGGUGGAGGGCAUAGUGAUGGAUUUUCAUCAGGAGGUAUUUCACAUAAUCAACAAAAUGCAGGCGGUGGUACAGGUUCUGGUGGUAAUGAUGACGAUGAUCACAACAAACCCGAUGGCAGGUUUUCGCAAGGUUCAAAUUCAAGAAAAGUAGCUCGUCAAAGGCGUACACGGGUUCCCGACAAACCACACUAUCCACUCAAUUUAUGGUCGAUUAUGAAAAACUGCAUAGGCAAAGAGUUAUCAAAGAUACCUAUGCCUGUGAAUUUUAACGAACCACUGUCCAUGCUACAACGUCUUACCGAGGAUUACGAAUACGCCAACAUCUUAGAUGUGGCUGCCCGUUGUACAGAUGAAUGUGAACAAUUGGCUUACCUUGCGGCGUUUACUGUGUCGGCCUAUGCUACUACAACCAACCGCACUGGCAAACCUUUUAAUCCGCUGCUGGGGGAAACAUACGAAUGUGACCGUAUGGACGAUUUGGGUUGGCGGUGCAUAGCCGAACAAGUGUCACAUCAUCCUCCAAUGGCCGCCAUUCACUGCGAAGGUCGUGAGUGGACUUGUUGGCAAGAAUUCACAAUGACUAGUAAAUUUCGCGGAAAGUAUUUACAGAUUAUACCAUUGGGUAGUGCAUAUUGUCAUUUCCCUAAAACAGAUCAUAAGUAUACAUGGCGUAAGGUUACAACCACGGUUAACAACAUUAUUGUGGGAAAACUUUGGGUGGAUCAGCACGGAGAAAUGGAAAUUACUGGUUUAAAUGCGGCGUCAGGUCUGAAAUGUAUGCUUAAGUAUAUACCAUACUCGUACUUCUCACGCGACACACAGAGGCGGGUAAAGGGAGUGGUUAUGAAUCGUAACAAUGAGGUCAAAUGGGUUAUACGCGGUGCCUGGGAUAGUAAAAUAGAAAUUGCUCCCGCUCUGUCUACAUCCGGGCCACCGGAUAGUCCAGUCUAUCAGACCGGGGCUUAUAAGACGGCAUGGCAAAGAAAUAUACCGCACCAGGACAGUGAGAAAUAUUAUAACUUUACAACGCUGGCAGCCCAACUUAAUGAAAUGGAAGAAGGUGUAGCACCCACAGAUUCACGAUUGAGACCUGAUCAACGACUAAUGGAGGAUGGGGCAUGGGACGAGAGCAAUCGUGAGAAAUUGCGACUUGAAGAAAAACAACGAGCUAAAAGGAAGCAACGUGAAGCCGAGGCCGAAAGUGCGGCCAGCAAAGGCCAACCCUUCCCGCCAUACCAGCCCGUUUGGUUUUCACAAGAACGGGAAGAGGGUACUGACAAUAUUGUCCAUGUUCACAGCGGAAAUUAUUGGGAACACAAGAAAAGACAAGAUUGGUCCAAAUGUCAAGAUAUUUUCUAAACAGCUACAAUAAUCUAAAAAAUCCACAAUAAUAAUCAUAAUAAUAAUAAACAAACAACUAAGUAAGCCUACUAUUGCAAACGAAAAGAAAACCCAUAAAUAAUUUUAAACACACAUUGCAAACGUUAUAGAAAUCAUUAAACAGAUAAUAUAUGUAGUUAAAUUAGGCCUUACAACAAUAAAUAUCGAAAUCAGCUAGACAUCAUCUUUUCCAAGACUAUGGAACCCAAUAUUAAGAAAUAAAAAUGUAUGCUUCAAGAAGAAUGAAACCACGAAAACCAAACAAAACCGUUGUUAUGUAUUAUUUUAUUCUUAUUUGCAAUAAACUUAUUGAUAACAAAUUUAAAUUUGAUGUAUGGAAGCACUUAAAAAAACUAUGAAACAUUAAACUAAAAUGAAUAUUUCCUCUUCCUUCCCUCCCUGCUAUUUUGUAUCGCCGCUACCCGUCGCUAGCAGAGAACAGUAAUUAUAAUGUAACAAAUCAAAUAUUAAAAGUAAUUACUUAUUAAAAAAUACAAACGUAUAAAACAAACACAAUCUACCAGUUUUUAAGUGUAAAACAGCCGCCAUGUUAGGUAUGUGUAAAACACCAAUAAAAAUAAUUAGUAAAUCAAUCAAAUAAUAAACACCACAUGACAAUUUUAAAUAAAUACAACCUAUGUAAUACUAUGUUUCGGGAAGCAGCCGAAAAAUUACACACAGCACGCAAAAAUGUAUACCAAUACCAAUUCAUACUCCAAAUCCCCAAAAUACGUAAAAUUGUCACAUUUCAAUAGGCCGCAUCGGGGCAAUUGAGGUUUCAAUUAAUGUAUGUAUGUAUAUCGCAUGUACAAUAAAUUUGGUUUUUCGCCCAUAUAAAUAGUGCAGACGAUUGCCCAACCUGUCCAAUUGAUGUAGUUGUUAUAAAACGAUACCAAUGUCCUUUUUUAUGUUUUGUAUGUUCAUAUGUCAUAGUCGAAUUGUAACACAAAUGUCCGAGUCGAUUUCAAAUUAAAAUCUCAUUAGUACAUAAAGCAACACCAUGAAAGGGAAAUAUUUUUUGUAAUCGUUUAUUUUGAAAGUUCAAUUUCUGUGUUGGCCUGUUGCAAGAAAAAGAAAGUCGAUGGAAAAAAGUUUGUACAAUUUUUUUGCUCUGGUUUGUUUUUUGAAUAAAAUUUAUGAAACUAUUAAGAAAA
Stomoxys calcitrans (stable fly) is the source of this 4441-nucleotide messenger RNA. It is a transcript of the gene Osbp, whose product is annotated as oxysterol-binding protein 1. Gene Ontology annotation, cellular component: membrane; intracellular membrane-bounded organelle; cytosol. Bases 717 to 3266 code for a protein of 849 amino acids. NCBI's taxonomy places the organism in Eukaryota, Metazoa, Arthropoda, Insecta, Diptera, Muscidae. The record is from RefSeq and is a predicted model, not a curated record. The transcript is spliced from 3 exons. Gene Ontology annotation, molecular function: sterol binding.